AUGUUGUGUAAUUCUGUUGAAGAAAUUGAUGUUGUGGGUUUGGAAGCUCUUAGGAAUCAUAUGGAGUCAAAACCAGUUUGGCCUAUUGGUCCUUUACUUCCUUCAUUUUUACUGCGGCAGGGGCCGCAGGGCAAUCAGAAUAAGAACAAUGGACCUCUUGUUCCUCAAUCAAGGACGGGAAAGGAAUUUGGGAUUUCUCCAGAGAGUUGUAUUGAGUGGUUAAAUCACCAAAAACCAUCUUCAGUUUUAUUCAUUUCAUUGGGUUCACAAAAUACAAUUAGUGCUCCAAAAAUGAAGGAAUUGGCUCUGGGUUUGGAGAAAAGUGGCAAGUAUUUCAUAUGGGCAUUAAAACCAUCAAGGGGAUUUGAGAAUAUAUCUGAAUUCGAAUCGGAAUGGUUGCCAGAAGGAUUUGUAGAAAGAAUGAAUAUAACUAAAAAAGGGUUUCUGGUCAAAAAUUGGGCUCCUCAGUUGGAAAUACUGUGUCAUAGUUCAACAGGGGCAUUUCUUAGUCACUGUGGAUGGAAUUCAGUCUCGGAGAGUUUGAGUCAAGGGGUACCCAUAAUUGGAUGGCCCUUAUUUGCAGAACAACCUUAUAAUUCAAAGAUGUUACAAGAAGAGAUGGGGGUUUGUGUUGAAUUGGCUAGAGGAGAUGAAACUGAGCUAUGUAGUGAGGAUGUGAAGAAAGUAAUUGAACAAGUAAUGGAUAGUAGGAAAGGAGAUGAAAUGAGGAACAAUGCAACCGUAAUUGCAGAGAAAAUUGGAGCUGCAAUGACAGAAUAUACAGAUGAAGCAGGUGCUCAUCAGAAAGGGUCCUCCAUAAGAUCAAUAGAUGAUUUUCUUGCAACAAUAACUUCUAAAAAGUAG
Papaver somniferum (opium poppy) is the source of this 864-nucleotide messenger RNA. Its product is annotated as UDP-glycosyltransferase 92A1-like. The record is from RefSeq and is a predicted model, not a curated record. Bases 1 to 864 code for a protein of 287 amino acids. Gene Ontology annotation, molecular function: UDP-glycosyltransferase activity. Lineage: Eukaryota; Viridiplantae; Streptophyta; Magnoliopsida; Ranunculales; Papaveraceae. The transcript has a single exon.